This is a messenger RNA of Mesocestoides corti, 677 nucleotides long. The record is from the annotation of a GenBank genome assembly. Lineage: Eukaryota; Metazoa; Platyhelminthes; Cestoda; Cyclophyllidea; Mesocestoididae.
UCUAGGUCGUCCUUGAUUUCCUUGCCCAGUACCCAGUAGAUGCCAACCAUAACGCCAUCGUCUUCCUAUUGGAGCAGCUCUGUGCCCCUGUGUGCCCCAUAGAAACGGAGAUACCACCCUUCCCUGUUCGCCUCUCUGUGUGGCGGGACCAGGAGGAGUACCUCUUUGUUCGUCGCAUCCGCGAAGUCGUAAUGUCCAACACACGUGGCUUCGGUCCGACCAUCUCUGAUGUCAUCAACUACAUCUGUACAGAGAACAACUUGACAACCGAUAUGCGACUGGAGAUGGUCUGCGAGAACCAGAUUCUGAUGCCUCAGCUCCUUCUACGGGACGUUUAUACGCACAUCUGGCUAGCAAAUCCAAAUAACGCUAACGCAGUGAUGGAGCUAGUUUAUCGAAUUCCGGGCCUGGAGGAGGACAACCUGCCCUAUGUUGAAACGAUCCCACACCCGCCCAUCCCCCCCGAGCAGUACUCCCACCUUGUCGUGCUGGCCGAGCACCCCCACGGUCUCGCCGGAAUCCUCAACCGUCUUGCCACCGUCAACGACGCUCUCAAGUGCUGCGAUCUGCUUCACGUCAGCGUGCAUUUGCUCGAGUACUGCCUCAAGGUUCCGCAGUGUCAAGCGCGUCUCGUGGACCCACAGUACCGGUAUGUUGGUCCGUGUUCAAUUCUAUGA